AUGGCGCGUACCAAGAACGAACCGAAGGCAAAGCGAGCUGGAGAAGCCAAAGAAAUGUCUGCAGAGCCGUUCGACCGCAUUCAGAACCUCGCUCAGCACCCCCAGCCGGUGGUUGAAAAUCCUCCACUAGGCGACUCUUCCACGAAUCAGAAAUCGGCCAUGUCCUCUACUAUCUCACAAUCCCCCGCAGAAAUCUCAGCUGGCACAGAAUGCCACCACCCGUUUGACGGAGAGCUGGUUAAAUGGACCAUCCAGCAAGAGCACUUUGAAUCGGCCUUGGCUCUGCGAACAAUCAUACACGAUUUCGGGCGAAUGAUUGAGAUCUGUAACUUGAAGUUGCAGCGAUUGGAGGCGACCGGUCUGGGAUUCUGGGAACAACAGGCUAUAGAUCUGGAGUCUCGUGUGCAGGUCAAGACAGAGCGCCCGACGCCUUUUUCGUCGGCUAAACCGUCCGCAAAAAGACAAGUCUCACCAGCGUAUGGCAUGAGGGGUGGGCAUUCGAAAAAGGCCCGAUUUAGGCCUCGUCAUAGGGGUCCCAGAAUUCUCGAAUUGACAAGUAAUGAGGAGCCUUUAUAUCAACGGCAACGAUAUCCCUUCGUGUGA
Molecule: messenger RNA, 603 nt
Organism: Aspergillus pseudonomiae
Lineage: Eukaryota; Fungi; Ascomycota; Eurotiomycetes; Eurotiales; Aspergillaceae
Exons: 2
Coding region: 1-603 (200 amino acids)
Source: RefSeq, a predicted model, not a curated record